Molecule: messenger RNA, 1420 nt
Organism: Cryphonectria parasitica EP155
Lineage: Eukaryota; Fungi; Ascomycota; Sordariomycetes; Diaporthales; Cryphonectriaceae
Exons: 2
Molecular function (GO): phosphatidylinositol binding
Source: RefSeq, a predicted model, not a curated record
GAGAGAGGAAAGAGAACAGAAACCAGGACAAAUCACACGCCUUACCCUUAUUCUUUUUCUUUUUCUUGUCUUCCUUCUCCUCCCACCACGAUCACUCCACCCUUUCAUGUUUCCCCCCCACCCCAACUCCUAGUUCUCCUCACAUGGCCUGAGCAGCCAAGUUUGCACACGGAGACGCUCCGCAACCAUGCAGCGCAUUUCUGCCUUUUGGUCAUCGCGGGACAAGCCCCGGAGAGGUUCAGGACCCACCAUCCCCGUCCCCGCCAAGGGCGCCGACCCCGUUGCCCGUCAACAUGUUCGAGAGGAUUAUUGGCCGGCGUCUCUGGAUCGAGAGACCGAGAAGGCCGCCCGUAUUUUACACUCAUUUUGCACCGAAGGUUAUAUAGCACAUCAUGACGACUUCCCUGGCUCGCCCCGGUCUUCCAUAUCAUCGUCAGUACAGAUCAAGAAGAAGAUACCUCCCAGGAUAGUCCAGAACGCUGUCGGUAUUGCGAUUUUCUCUUGUAUGAGAUCCGGCCUGUGGAAGAGCGGGAGUGGUGGCAGUGGUAUUCUGAUUGCCAGGAAGUCGGACGGGAGAUGGAGUCCGCCCUCAGGUCUUCUCCUGCACACAGCUGCACUCGGCUUCGUCAUCGGCGUCGAUGUCUACGACUGCGUCCUGGUUAUCAACACCAUGUCGGACCUGGAGACGUUCACCCGGUCGAGCACCACCCUCGGCGCUGAUGUCGAGCUGGCCGUUGGGCCCGUCAUGGCAGCCAGCCACCUGGAGAACGACGCGCAGGGCCGGGAUGCAGGGCAGAUGGUUCUGACGUACGUCAAGGCCAAGGGCGAGCAUCGCGCUGUUAACAUCGACGGCUCGUUGGUCACCGAGCGCGUCUCUGAAAACCAUCGAUUUUACGGCCGGGCCGCCUCCGUCCUCGAUAUCCUUGCCGGACAUGUACCGCACAAUGAUUCUGUCGAGUUGAAGACACUAUACGAAGUGAUCAAGUCGGCGGAGGGCAGGGUAGAUUUCGACGCCCCGAUGCUCGAGAAGCUAGCGUUACAACCAGCUCCAGGCGACGCCCUCAUAGAGAACCCGACGGCGGCAGCAUCGCCUCUGUCGCCUGGACUGCCUUUGUUUGGCGUGCCAGAUGUCGAGGAUCCGGAUCCGUUCGGUGUCAAGGCGCUUGAGAUGGCAGGACUUGAGAUUAGGGAGGCUGGCUCCAGACUGAGGCCUUCCAGCAGUAACUUCGAGUACACACCGAGUCCGACGAGCCCGUUAUUCGGCCAGUUCAAUAAGCGGCAGAGCUCAGAUACAUUUGUUACCCAGAGCAACAGCAACAGAGCUAGUUACAUGUCCAGCAGGUCCAACAGAACGACCUUCAGCCGCAUGACGGAUGCUUUUACCCAGACCACAGUCGACACCCGCGGGACGACGCCAACC